This is a messenger RNA of Penicillium angulare, 1056 nucleotides long. RefSeq names its product regulatory cyclin phoB (gene phoB). NCBI's taxonomy places the organism in Eukaryota, Fungi, Ascomycota, Eurotiomycetes, Eurotiales, Aspergillaceae. The record is from RefSeq and is a predicted model, not a curated record. Gene Ontology annotation, biological process: regulation of cyclin-dependent protein serine/threonine kinase activity. The transcript has a single exon. Gene Ontology annotation, cellular component: nucleus; cyclin-dependent protein kinase holoenzyme complex. Bases 1 to 1056 code for a protein of 351 amino acids. Gene Ontology annotation, molecular function: protein kinase binding; cyclin-dependent protein serine/threonine kinase regulator activity.
AUGUUAGCUUCCUCUCCUUCGCCCUCAUCAGCCGCGCUUCGCUCUGGCUGCUCUGGCUCCGCGCAUCCACAAUAUGAGAACGCUCCACAGUUUAGCAGCCCCCGUUCUUCACGUCUGGCCAUUGAGGAGUUGCGUUCCGCCUUGAAUCGCCAUACUGUCGAUCCUGCCUCCCCUGACUCCCCCGCCGCCCUCCAACGUCGACGCGCUUCUGCAUCUGUCGAUCCCUCCCUAGUUUCUGGCGCUUCUCUGCCCUCCUCAUCCCAAGGCAAACCCGCCACUUCUUCCACUGCCACCAUCCCUACCGCCACACCUCCUGCCUCGGUGAUUCCGCCACCUGGCCCCUCAGUCUCAAUGCCCGCUCCGGGCAGCUUGGUCUCUAACAAGCGCAACAGCCAGAGCGACCACCACUCACCGAACGCCGCUGUUCCCGGCCCUUCUGGUGGUGGUGGUGGUGGUGGUGGUGCUCAGGAUGUCGAGGUAUCGCAACCCAAGCGUCUGCGCCCCGCGGCGCCCGACGUCAAGACCCUGCCAGCGCAGUAUGAGCUAGCCGAUCCUAGCGAUCUUGUAGUGCUGAUUUCCAGCAUGCUUAUGGAGCUGAUUCGCUUCAAUGACAAAAUACCCCUGCAUCAAGGCCGUCUCACCCGUUUCCACUCGCGAUCUCCGCCCCGGAUCUCGGUGCAAGAUUACCUGCAGCGUUUGACGACACACGCUACUCUCUCGCCCCCAAUCCUUCUCAGUAUGGUCUACUAUAUUGACCGUCUCUGUGCAUUAUACCCCGCCUUCACUGUGUCCAGUCUGACCAUUCACCGUUUCUUGAUCUCCAGCGCCACCGUCGCCAGCAAAGGCCUGAGUGACAGCUUCUGGACCAAUAAAACAUAUUCUCGAGUCGGUGGUAUCAGCAUGAAUGAGCUGGCCAUGCUAGAGCUCGAGUUCCUCUUCCGAGUCCAGUGGCGAAUUGUGCCACAGCCUGAGGUCUUGGUCGAUUACUACCAAAGUCUCGUAGAACGGUGUGAAGGUUUCGAGAUCGACCGCAGCGGUACAACGCCUGCGGCAUAA